GCGCUUUUAACUUCUACAGUCAGAAGCAGUAGAAUAGCUGAGAUCUCGUUGGUUUUUCACUGCUGGAUUACGGAAAGACUUUAAAUACAUUGUUGGUCAAGGGGUCUUUAAUUUAUGUCUAUCUAUGACCAAUCAUCUGUGGUAUCAACAGAAAACAUUCAAUAACCAAAGUCAAACAACAUCAAUUUAAGAUUUGUCUUCUUCCGAAACUUAUUUUUCACUAAAGUAUUUAAUCCAAAAGAUGUGGACUAAAGCUGUGACUGAACAUUAGUGCAUUGAUACAUUGGAACUCGAAAGUAGUUAAAAUGAACCGAAAUUUUGCGUCGUCAUACGCUGUGUAAUAAAACUUUUUAAAAAUGAAACAUGAUAUAACUACUGUGUUGAAAAAUCCAUUGAUUGCGUAUUAUAAAACAUUUGACCCCGAAAAUAUAGCACAGUUUGCAGCUAUUGCUCCAGCCCCGUCCAAAGAUUUUUACCAUCUAUUAAUAACAUCAACUAAAUUCAAAUUGAGAUGGUGGAGGAUUACAUCAAGAAAUGAUGGAGCAAAGUUUCAUCCAGGUGAAAGUAUAGCAACCUAUGAGGAAUUCGAACAAGACGAUCGUAUGCAUAAUGAAAUACUCAGGGUUAUGGGCCAUAAAACACUGGACUACUGUCUGAACAUAUGUGCUGGGAAGUUGGAUUAUUUGGUCAGAAUACCGAACGAAAUUUUAGUAAAGAUAAUUUUUUAUCUAAAUUUGGAAGAUGUGAUUAAUUUAGGGACCACAUCAAAAUACUUUCAUGAGAUAUGUAAUAGUGAUUCAUUAUGGCGUGAGAUCUAUGUUAAUACAACACUAAGUCAGCCAAGUAGACCUUUUGAAGAGUUAGCAAAACUAUUCGGAUGGAAAAAGCUUCUGUUCACGAGCAAAUUACACCUUCAGAUGCAGUUACGUCGUUUAACCUUGGAAGAAAGUGACGACAAUGAAAAUAUACGAACCAAUGUUUAUCAUGAUCCUGGAUUGUAUUUAGGUGUGUGUUAAAUCGUUAAUUAUGGACCCUGUUAAAAAACCUCACAACCUAAAUAGCUGUAAGACAAUCUAAGCUAUUCUCCACCUUUCACCGGAAUUCGAUAUGAUAAUGUAUGGUUUCCAAUGGGGCUGAUGAAUCGUUU
This is a messenger RNA of Schistosoma rodhaini, 1147 nucleotides long. NCBI's taxonomy places the organism in Eukaryota, Metazoa, Platyhelminthes, Trematoda, Strigeidida, Schistosomatidae. The record is from the annotation of a GenBank genome assembly.